AAGUACCUCCCCACACACAUAAACUUGCACCCUAAAGGAAGGAGAUGGCACUAGGAUCCUGAAAAUGCUCUUCACCUGGGAGCUUGGGAGAGGACUGCUUCUUCUGAAAAUGGCUCUGGAAGUAGGUGGCUCCUCCUUCCUGUACAAGCAUUUUAUUUCCUACUUUGACACUAACUCUUUGUUCUUGUUUUCAACGUAGGAGCCGUAGCUCUUCUGGCCACUUGUAAGUGCAACUGGAAUGGGUAAUGGUGUGAGAGAAGGUCGAGUGGAUUUCCAGCGGCAGGAUGUGGAGCCAGUUCCGUCAACCCAUCUGCCACCAGAGGAAACCCGGGAGAAAAAGAACGUACUCAACUCCCUGAUGUCUGGUGCAUUGGCUGGUGCUGUUGCUAAAACUGCAGUAGCUCCACUGGAUAGGACGAAAAUCAUGUUUCAAGUGUCUUCAAAAAGAUUUUCUGCCAAGGAAGCCUACAGGCUGAUUUAUCGCACCUACCUCAAUGAAGGCCUCUGGAGUCUCUGGAGGGGGAACUCAGCCACUAUGGUCCGUGUGAUCCCUUACGCUGCCAUUCAGUUCUGUGCACACGAAGAGUACAAGCAGCUCCUGGGGAGUUACUACGGCUUCCAGGGAAAGUACAGCAAUAUUGUUCAUGUCUUCAUCCGAAUAUCCCGAGAGGAAGGAUUGAAGACAUUGUAUAGGGGAUUUACACCAACCAUCAUUGGAGUGAUUCCAUAUGCUGGGCUUAGCUUCUUCACCUACGAGACGCUGAAGAAACUACAUGCAGAUCACAGUGGGAAGUUGCAGCCAUCCCCCCCGGAGCGCCUCUUGUUUGGUGCCUGUGCAGGUUUGAUUGGUCAGUCAGCAUCUUACCCCCUGGACGUGGUUCGCCGGCGGAUGCAGACGGCGGGCGUCACGGGACACACGUACAGUUCCAUCCUUCUCACCAUGCAGGAGAUUAUAAGAGAAGAGGGACUAAUCCGUGGCUUGUACAAAGGACUCAGCAUGAACUGGGUCAAAGGUCCAAUUGCAGUGGGAAUAAGCUUCACAACCUUUGACCUGACGCAGAUCCUUCUCCGUAAAUUACAGCACAGCUCUAAUAUUGAAAGGUAGUAGCUUAAUUCCCGCAGCCCUUGCUGGGGAAAAGUACAACACGUGUAGAAAGAGCAAUGCUAGCCUUCCCUCACCUCAUACCUGCUCUCCUACAGCUGAGAACUCACCUUUACUUAUUUGUUAUUUUCUGUUGUUGGAUUUUCUUCUUUUUAAUGAGCCUCUGAGUUACUUGGAAACCUCAACCUGAAACUAAUUCUUUCCUAAGCAAACUUCUUCCUAGAAUUCUGCAGAACCGAGUCCUCUACAGUAGCUGCCUCACCCUUCUGGUUUACUCUUUGAUACCAGGAGUGGAGCCUCUCAAACAAAACCGUGCUGCUGCUGGCUCCUCACCUGGGUCUCUGUGGGCAGAUGAAGCGGUGGAUGAUGAAAGAGAGGACUCGGUGCUGGAGGAAUGAACCCCUGAAUCUGGGAAGUGACUGCUAUUCCCAGUAGGCAGUUUUUAGUUAUUGAACAUGUGUUAGCUGGUGGCAGUCUGUCAAGUGCAAUAUUCCAGUUUGUCUGUAGGGAAUUCCAGAUUCCUCUGACCUGUAAACAUCAGUCUCCAUAAAACAGGACACAGCAGGAUUUAACAGGUCCAGGUCACUUCCAGAACAUAAGAAGUCGAAUGUGAGCUCUGGCUGGAAACACUAUCCUUUUUCAAACGUUCUUCUUAUUUCUGGGUUGAGUUGCAUAAAAUAUCCCUUGCUCCAGCAUCCCUUUGAGAUUACCAAAGACUGAGGCCAGCAGGAGAGGAAAGUUCUGAGCAGUUUUGGAAUUCAAAUCCUCAUGUUUGUUGUCAGUGUUGAGGAGGGGCUGUGCCUGGAGUCGCAAACUGGAUUGAAUCAAUGCGCAGUAGUGCUUUUGGGCUCCCUGAACCCUUCUGUUGUGGUUAUGGUCUUAAAGGCAGCGUUUUCUGAGGGAUUUGGCAGACCCUAAUGUUGACGCACUAGAAAAGGAAGUGUUACAGACUUGAAAUUUCAGCAGUGGUAUCCUUCAGUAUUAUUGUUGCUGCUUUAUGCAAGAACAAACAUCAGGGAGAUGCAGACCCAGCGAUCCUGAGAGGCUCUUCGUGUCCGGUGAAUGUGGCCCGGCAGUUGGCUCGAGCUGCUGGUCCUGCUUCUGAACAACUUUGUUGUCUUAUGGUGCCUGCUGUGUAGGUUGUCUCCCCUCCGGUCAUUAGUCCACACCUAAGCCCACUUGUUUUUAUUCCUAGAGUUGUUCUGGACCAGCUGGGUCCUUGGGAGAAUGGGAAUACCCAAGCCAGUAUUGAUCCUUCAGAAAUGAUAACCUAGUGCCAAUCAUUUCCAGCUGCAAUCUGAAAACGUAAAGUACCUUUCAGUGUUUCUAUUUGAGAUCAGUUUUCAGGGAAAUGGAGAUUUUUGGGGGUGGUUUUGGUUUACGUUCCAUUCCUAGAUGAAAUUUGGAGUGUAACAAAGGUCACAGCAAACUUCAGACUUCUCCGAGAAUCAGAUGACAUAAGCUAAGAUUAAAAAUCCCUUUCCAGCUGAUAUAGCCCAUAAUGUAUUGAAGAAAAAUAAGGUGUCAUUUAAAAGCUGUCCUUUUCUGGUGUAUUUUAGCUGUUGUAGUUUGAGCCUUGUGUCUUUAUUAAUGGGACUGGAGGUAAUUGCACAAUUGGUAGAAAUAGCUUUCUCCUUUCUUUUGCAUUUGCACUUGUUCUUUGGAGCAUAACUUGCUUCUAAUGCCAAAUAUUUCCCCAGGAAUCGAGCACCUACACUUCCAGUUUGUGGACGUGGCAGAAAACCAGUGUACUGAAGCAUUAGCAUGUGUGGUGUUCCCAGAACACGUGGGAUCGAUCAUGCUUUAAUGCUCAUGGGUGAGCGGGGUAUUAACCUCAGUGAUUUCUGCUUCCAAGCCCACAAAUGGUGAUUUCCGUUGUGAAACUGCAGUCACUGAUUUACCUUGUGAUUAAUGUUAGAUGUUGCUGUUUUCAGAGUCUUUAGAGGUGAUAGCCAUGAAUUCUGUACAUGUUUUGCUCCCAUUGCUAGGGGAAGAUGAUCAGCUGUUCUCUUUGGGUGAAAUUUUGUUUAGUCCUAUGCAAGAGCUCUGAUUUCUUUUCUCCAAUGGAGAAGCCAAUUACUUCCGCUCUUCUGUUUAUCUUGUCUGGCCCAGUGAGGAAACCCUGAGGCAGUUGUAUCCUACCACAAAAGUGAGGUACAGGCCAGGAACCAGGUGUGCCAGCGGUUGACUCUGCGUGCGUACGUGUCUGACUGUGUGCACAAUCCGUGCCAAGCUCUCUCUCAGCUUGGAGGCUGCUGGUUCAAAGCACAGUCCUUCCUGCCCAGCCGAUGGGUACUAUAUGAAGACAAGAGGAAGGUGAACUGCGGCAUCCAAGCUACAGUGAGCUCCUUUGCUCCACAGUAUGGGAGGUCAUCUCAGAGGCAAGCGCAGUAGCGCUUGUCUUAGGAGAUGAUGAGCAUCGCUGAACCUCUGUGGCAACAGAGGUGGCUUAAUUCCUCCUGGGUCCUGACGGAGAAAGGAUUUACACUGGAUGACUAGCCCCUUGUUUGGGACUGAACGGGAGGGCAGAUCUGCACAAGGUACCUUCUGCUGUGUCAGGAGUGCAGCCAGUACGGGAAAUGAACGGGGACCUGUGGAGGAGGCAGCUUCUGCUGAGCCCAGCAUCGCCCACUGUGGUGCAGGCAGCUCAUCGAGAGCCUGGGGACUCCCAGCUGAGAAACAAGACCUGAAGCGCAGCCAGGCUUGAAGCGUUGGGCUCAGAUCAGUUGUUCCUGAAUGAACCCCUGAUUUUAAUUCAGUGGAAUUUUAGCCAAACAUGUUUGCCCAAGUUCUGCAGGCUGAGUGUUGGUUCAGAGACACGUCUCUGAAUUCAGUCUGUGGUGGGUUCGGUGCUUUUGUUUCUUGGGAAGGAGUGUUCAGAGUAACUGUGUGUUACUGCUUUGGGUUCUUUCAAAUAGGGUUGUUUUUGUUUUCACUUUUAUUUUUCCUGUCUGAUUUGAAUGUAGGAAAGGAGAAACAGAGUGUUCUCUUCCCCUCUCCUAAUCCCUGCAUGAAUUGAGGUAUGUUCCAGAUCUCUCUGCUGCCUCAGUGAGUGCCCGAGGAGUUUUGGGCAUGCUGAUUUCGAAAGGGAGGAUGUGUGUGUGCUGGCCAAGAAGAUCCGUUGCCUUUAGCUCUGAGGAAGGAGCUCUGAGAGAAAUCUAACAGGAAUAUUCUCUAGUUGUUCUCUUUAGAACUUCUUUAUUACCACAAAUUCCCUAAUGUUUCAUUUUAUUCUUCUUGAAUACCUUGCUUUUAUUUCCAAGUCGUGUUUCUCUUUGUUCCUUAAUGUGUUACUGCCAAACAUUAACUUGUGCUUUUAUUGUCCUCCCUCUGCUCUCCUUCCCUCCCUGCUUCUGCACCUUUAGUCCCGCACGAGCACUUCAAGAAAAUCAGGUCCAAUGAAAUGCAUCCAAAAUGACAAAUUGCAGCUUUGAUAAUGAUGCCCAAACAGCCCAGCUCAGCUUCCCCCUCACAGGCAAGGGAUGCUUGAAUGCGGAGACAAGAAGUUAAAGGCACUAAGUGAUGGGGCAGAAGGUUUUGUUUGAAAGGAUCUUGAACUCCUUGUCCAGCCCCAGCGCCUUCACUUUCCCUUAGCACCUUCCCUUCACGAGUUGUGAAAUGCUGCUGCUCCUUCAUGUUCCCUCUCUCAAUACCUCCAGUGAUGCCCACGUGCUCUGUGGAAGUGGCUGCUUGCUGGGUACAAGGCUUGGGGAGAGCUCGUCCUUCUGGGAGGCUCCAAGGGUCACUUGGGGAGCUUGGAUAUGUGAGAGGUGGCAUCUGAACUGGCUUCCUGCGAGCCUGUUUGCCCUGCGCAGAGCUCUCCCAGCGCCCCGGGAAGCCAGAGCUGCCCAUGAGCUGGCCUGGCUGGUGGUUGGCAGGAGCAUGGUGGAAGGCUCAAGAGAGGAAUUGCAGCCUCCUGAGGCACAGAGUCACUGAAAGCCAUGGGCUGGGUUGUGUGGUGGAGCUUUGGUACUCUGGGGGAGCUCUCCAAAAGCAGUUUCAUAGCUUCUGUGUUAAGACAGUGGUACUUUGUGAACUUCUUGCCACCUUCUGCCUAGAAGGACUGCAGUCUUCACCCUUUAGUGUCUUUAACACAGGAGCAGAUGAGGCAUGAAAAGAAGCUUGAGCACUGUGGCAACCCCAAGUGAGUCUGGCACCGGCCUUGGGCAGGCAGGAGGAGUGGGGAAUGCAGUGGGAUACUUCUCACAUCGAUUCCUCAGUGCCUGGCUGGGUCCUCGAGCCCUGCAGAGAGCCAGGAUGUACAUUUGGACCCUCCUUACCUGGACAGGGCCAGAGGAGGAGGUGGCCUUCCUACAAACCAGCCUUUAUUUCUUCUUGUAGGGGCCGAUUCCUCCCAUUAUCCCCAUGUGAGGCAGGUUUCCCAGCGCUGCUCACUGUGUGGUCUAUGCAUAUAUUAGCACAAACACUGUUCGAUUGCCUUUUGUCCUCACCAUCCCUGUGUGUGAGUGAGCGUGUGUGUCGAUUUUGACUGCUUUUUCUUGGAUCUGGAGUUCUAUUUUAUUGCAGUGAAGACACUUUGUUAUAUGAUGUUUAUAUAUUUGAAGAUUUGUGCCAAGAGAGGAUGUAUAUUUAAUAAAAAAUAUAUAAUUGACUUUG
Molecule: messenger RNA, 5719 nt
Organism: Strigops habroptila (Kakapo)
Lineage: Eukaryota; Metazoa; Chordata; Aves; Psittaciformes; Psittacidae
Gene: SLC25A42
Product: solute carrier family 25 member 42
Exons: 6
Coding region: 239-1105 (288 amino acids)
Biological process (GO): transmembrane transport
Cellular component (GO): mitochondrial inner membrane
Source: RefSeq, a predicted model, not a curated record